AUGACAGGAAGUCCCAGGUCUAAGGUUCAUAAAUCUGAAGCCACCGGCCGCCCACAGGAGAAGGUCUAUGUGCCCAAAACCAACAUGUCUUCCACCCGCCAGGUAUGCCUCUGUGUUUGUUCAUAUUUAGUAAGAGUGAGAGAGAGAGCUACAGGGGGUGUCAGGGAGCAGAGAGAGGCCUGAAUGGAUGAAUGGACAGAUUGUACCUCUGUGUCUGAAUAGUAACAAUACUUUAUCGAUAUGUUUUGUGUAAUAUAUUAACAUGUGGACAAAAUAAUAUACCAUUAUGUCUAGGAGUGUUCAGUGGAAACACUAUGACUGGUUUAAACUGAUCUGAGUUGAGUGUAGUGAAGCCAGAGGGAGCAGGAUCACCCUGACAUGCAGGUUUGGUUAUCCCACCACAGGUUACUGAAACCUCCCCUGUGGUGUCAUGCAAAUAUUGUCUCUCUGAGAAAGUUGAUCAACAGAGGACGUACAGUGCAGUGCAUCAAUCAACUCAGAGAUGUAUUAGGAGGGGAUAGAUAGAGGGUAAGGUUGACAGUCUUACUUUAAUAGAGCCCUCUUUCUCUCUCUCUCAGUACUGUAUGUGCAGGUUGGACAUGCCUGUGAAGGAAGCACGCACACACAUGCACACCCUGCUAGUCAAACAGAGCGGGCUCUCUCAUGCUGUGUGAGUGUACAGAGUGAUGCCUGUUCUCCACUGGGGCAGGGCAGCCUGAUCCUUUGUGGACCCUCAUAACAGACCGACUCUCUCUCUCUUCUCUCUCUUUCUCUUCUUUCUCCCUCUUCUCUCUCUUCUUUCUCUCUCUCCUUUCUCUCUCUCCGUUCUCUCUCUCUCUUCUCUUCUUUCUCUCUUCUCUUCUCUCUCUCUUCUUUCUAUUCUCUCUCUCUCUGGCUGAAAGGGCCGUCUGUGUGAUGUCUGCUGGGAGAGAGGGUCACAGUCUGGGACACACACACGGCACACAUGCGUGAACGCAUUCGCACACAUACACACUCACAUACAAGGCCAUAUUUUCACUCACUGCCUUCACUCACGCACUCAACUCCUUCAUUUCAGGAUAGGAUCAUUUCUGUGGGAGAGGACGUGCACUGAUUUGGUGCUGUUUUUCAGUGUGUGUGUGAAACAUUCAUAUGAAAGGGAGUGUGUAAAGUACAGUGUCCUUUGCAUAUAUUAGACAGCCUGUUAUUCAGCUUUUUCUGUGAUGGCUGUGAUGAUAAUGUGCUUUGACGUGUGUGGUAUUUGUAUGUUUGUACCCGUUCCAGCCCUACCCCUGUGCAUGUGUUUAUAUGUAGGUGUGUUUCUGUCGUGCCACAGUCCUUUCUUCCCUCCCUCUGCAUGUCACUGUCAGUCAGUCCUCCCAGGUAUAGGCUUUGUGAUCAGGAACAAAUCAUAUUUAUCUCCAGCAGAUAUUUAGAUACAGUAUCAUUCAUGUCAUGUUGCUAUUCUGUUUUAUACAACGGGUGGUUCUAAUCCUGAAUGCUGAUUGGUUAAAACCGCAUUCCAGCCAGUGUCUAUUCCACAAGUUACCGCCGGCUAAAUCUAUGACGUUAAAAUGCCUAUUUACUCUGUUCCAUCUGACUGUGUAAUCCACUGUCUCAUCAGCCCAGCCAGGCAAUUUAUAAACUUGAUCUCCACUAUAAAAAGCAUCUAGACAUUAUCUCACAUUUCUUUUAGACUAACAUUUAGUUUUCAACAGCGGAGAUUUGCAACAUUGUUUCAAUAUUGAAAUUCGAUCUCCAGCUGUCCCAUAGUAAUGAACGUGUCGGGAGUCAGGACGAGACAGACAGGCAGACAGCUUUUCUCAGCCAGUCGAAAUCAUGAAUCAGCAUCAUUUUUAUGGAUAUAUACAAUGAACUAUCAAUAGAAAACAGGUCAAACGAAACAAAGUGCAGCUAUUUUGCUGUCUUUCCAGCUUCAGUUUGAAGUGAUUGUGUUAGCUGUGUUGUUGGUUAGCUCCUCUGAACAAGUGUCCUGACGAGAGAGCACAUUUUCUAUGCCAGGCAAAAUCGUGCAUCAUUAGGUCAUUGUUAUGGAUGUAUCCAAAUAAAUGUCUCUAGAAAACCGCUUAAAUGCAAAUGCAGCUACUUUGCUGCUAUUCUGGCUGCACUGUUUGACGUGACUGUAAGUUAGCCAUAGUUGGUUAGCUAGCAAGCAAGGGAUAAGAACAUUCCCAGCCAGGCAAUGGAACAUUUAGAACGAACGACUGGGUUGCGUUGCGUCCAUAGAUAGAGAACAAAAAUACUUAACGACGGGGUCAAGUCUCUGGCAACCGAACCGAUAGAACGAACGACCAGCCGGCUUGGGUAGCAACCUUAGAUCUUAUCCAGAGCGACUUACAGUUAGUGAGUGCAUACAUUUUCAUACUAUAUCUUGUGGAAGGUUGAAAUAGUAUGAAUAAAUUAAUCAAAAUACAGUUUUUAAUGAAAAUAUGUGAAUCAUUAUUUGAAUAUAUGUUGGUAACCCAUUGUAUAAAAGUGAUAUUGGCACAGUUUGCCAAUGUAUAACAACACCCAUGCCAAUAUAUCCUCCAAACACCGGCUUCUCUGGUAUUAUCACUUAAAUAAGCUGUACUGGACAUUCUGGUUCUUCAGACAAAAGGAAAUAUUUGGAAAACUCAAACAAUGACACCUCAUUUUUCAGCGGUAUUCUCCUUCCUGGUUAUGGUGUUGUGUUGCGUGCCUCUUCCUCACACUUCAUAAAUCCUUAUUGAAGAGAAACCAUCCUUGGUACUGGAAGGUACCUGUACCCUACUCAACUUCCUGUCAUGUAACCAUGGCAAUGGCUGCUCUUUAACCAUGUCUGCUUUGGAAAUGGCACCCUUUUUUCCUUUUUAUAGUGCACUACUUUUGACCAGAGUGUCUCCAACCCUUCCACUGUGAAGUCUUCCUCCAUACUCCAUUUAGCUUUUCUUCUGUUCUGAAGCCAGACAUUCAUAGUUACUGUAAUGUUGUAAUUAGUGUGUGUGAGAGGGGUCAUUACUCUUAACCCACAGCAGCAAGCUUAGCUUCCACGCUCUACAGCGCAGCUACAUUUACACUCACCCUUUCUUUCUUUCCCUCGCUUGAGGCCCUGGUUAGCUGUUAACUGGUACCAUCUGUGUGUGUCUCUCUCGCUCUCUCUUCUCUCUGCUCUCUUCUCUCUCUGGUGUGGUGUACUGGGUGUUGGCUAUGUUUCUCUUUAGAGUAGGUCAUGGUGUCCCAGCCCUAAAAGGGGAGAGUUUGGCUUAGUAAUCAAGAGUUCUACAACAUGAUCCAGUGACUCUCUACUCAUAUUUCCCUGCUCUCUGUGUCGUCUUACCACUGAUAUCUGUGUAGCCCUACAUUCCCUGAAGAAUUUAGAACAAGCUGUUUAGGAUAGAAGCAGACAUUUGUCAGGGCUCUGUAGUUUGUGUUUUAAUAGUCGUUUUUUCACUUGGAGCCCAUUUCCUGGGCUGUUCACAAGUGUUAACUCCAUGUCCUCUGUCCCUUUCAUCUCUCUCACCUGCUCCCUUUUUAACCCUAUAACCAACUCCUUCCUCUAUCUCUCCUCCUCUAUACCCACUUUUCCUCCUCUCUUCCCUCAGAGGCAGGGUGGGGGAAGGGACAGUCAGGGUGAGCAUGCCUGCUCCUGCCCCAUAGUCUAAAGACAAAGCUCCUUCACCUCUGAACCUUCUCUCUCCCUGCAUUUUUACAUUGACAUCAUUUUCCAAUUAGACAAUGUUAUCCAGAGAGACAUGUAUUGAGUGCUUUCAAAACCUAACCUAAUAAGUGCACGAUUAAACAAGUUGUUUACCUCAGCAAGCUUGUAAGCCUUUCACUGCAAGCCCGUGCUGAAGGGGACUGUGACUCAAUUUAACCAAACCCACUACACUCACACAGAGAGAACGCUUGAUCAACAGUUGAAGGAUGUCAUUGGGGCAGAGUGACUGCAUACCCGGUCACUGUGUCAGAGCAGGCCUGGAAAAAGUGAAAUGUCACUGAAGCGGGGUGUGUGAGUUCUGGACUCGAUUUAAGCUGCCUUGGUAGGAAACCAUGGGAGACAGGAAGAGAAAGAGUGGGAAAUAGAAAACGAGAGACUAGUCAUCUUCCAGCCUCUUGUCUCUCUGUCUCUGUCUCUGUCUCUGUCUCUCCCUUCUUCCCUCCCUCUUUUCAUCUCGGAUCUUGACUGUCAGUCGUGUGUGUGUGUGUCUGAUAACACAGUGAGUCACUGUCUGAACUCUGACCCCGAGGAUGUUCAACUCAUGAGCUCAAUGUUCAGUCAUUUAGAUUAUCUCAAGUUCCACAACAACAAAUUCUAUUUUGACUACUUUCAUCUACUUGUUUUGCUACUUUGUAGUCUUCUUUUUCAGAUCCAACUGCCCUCCCCAACCACAUAGGAUUCACACUUUCCCAUAAAUUGAACUGCUUUUCAAAAGUAGUCAAAAGUAGUGCACUAGAUGGGCAAUAGGGUGUCAAUCACAGGAGGCGGUGAGGGGGGGGACGGCUCAUACUAAUUGAUGGAAUGGAGUGAAUGGAAUGGUAUCAAACACAUGGAAGCCACGCGUUUGAUGUGUUUGGAUGCCAUUCCAUAGAUUCCGUUCCAGCAUUUCAAUUAAGGUGCCACCAGCCACCUGUGGUGUGAAUGUACCCUUUAGUAAUGUAAUUUAGCCAUGUCCUUUGUCAUGCAGUAGUUUCCCCUUCUCAGUUCACACGACUGCUUCUAGUGAUUAUCUUCUGAAACACACAGUGUGUAGAGAGUGAACACAUCACACUGGUUAAACAUCACACACACUGGUAGUAGUAUCCUGGAAUUACAGACAAACCCCUCCCCCUCUCCUCCACCUAAUCCUAUCCAAUCAGCGGGUCUCAUCGGUCAUUCUGACCCUUCACCCUGCCCAGAGGGGAUAACUGGGUCACAUAGCAGUCGUGUUUAGUUGAAACGAAUGGUCACAAACUUUUGAAAUGUGAAGAAUACUGCAAAAAAUACUGCAAAAAAAAAAAGAAUCUCUCCCGAUCCUGUUUCCAUGGAGCCUGAACAUGGGAUUGGAUCGUAGCAUUGCAUUGGUCCAAAGGAUAGGAACACAACCCUGACUUCAGUUGGUUCCUCCAGUCUGAAACCCCACCAAACCCCCGGUCUGAGCCCUGUUUCUGGGCCUCUGUCCUGCCGUCAGCCCGUGAUAACCCCCAGAUACAGCUGGAGCUCCAGGCCUGGAGUGUGUUCAUCCCUGCUGGGAAUAACGCCAAUAUCAGCCAACUACAACAGUCAGAACAGGGCCUCAGUCUUUAUCAUUGUUGUUUUGAGUUGAUCAUCUGUUGAAGACACUCUGUCCUUCCUGCUAUCUGAGCCAUCAGUCUUAGGGGUUAGAGUUAGCGGGGACGUGCUGGCUAUGAUGCAAUGACUAAUGCUACAUGACUAGGUUGCACAUGGAAGGCAUCCAAAGCAAAUGCACAUGUGCCGUGUGUCUCUGUGUGUGUGUGUGUGUGUGUGUGUGUCAUUAUCAGUGAGUCAGUACACAAGGAAGAGUCCAGGGCAAGGUACAGCCUCAUGCACACACACAGGAGGGAGAUGACCCUUGGGCCCAUGUGGGCAGUGUUUGUGUGUGGGUUGUGUGUGUGUGAGAGUCAUUUCUUCCUCUAUCGGUGCACAUCUGGUUUAUGUUUUUCGGGGGAAGGUAUUGCAUCAUCAAUUCCGCCUCUUCCCUUCCCCCAUGCUUGACUGACUUCCUCUCUUUGCCUAAACACACACAAACACACACACUUAUGCCCUGAGGGGUCAGAAAUUACAGACCACCACAGAAAUUAUUUCGAACUUUUCUCAUCCCUCUCGACUUCAACAGUAGCCCUGUAGGCCCUACUCUGUCCAAUGUGUGUGUGUGUGUGUGUGUGUGUGUGUGUGUCUCUGCAGAAACCAUUCGUCUACCAGCUGGAGAAGGAUUCAGAGAGUCAGGUUACAGCCACUCACCCAAACACCCCUAACAACACCUCUCUCCCAUUACCUCACCCUUCCCUCACCCCCUCCCCAGAUCCCCAACCCCAGCUUCCUCUGUGCCAGGCCUGAGACAAAGAGGCAUUCUCUCCCAUCAGGAGCAUCAGGAGCACCUCUGGACCAGAGGGAGCCCAGCCCAGCCCAACCCAAUGACCCACAUCCCCCUGCACUACUAGGCCUCACACACCACCACAACCCCACUGCCCCAGCCCCCUCCUCCCUUUUAUGUCCCAGAAUAGCCAAGGUAAUGACAGAGAGAGAGAGAGGGUUGUGGUUCAGUAGGCCUCUACAGAGUCUAACCUCUCCCUAGAGACCUCCAACACCAUAGAAGACUGACAGAGCUCCAUUCCUCUCCUCCCUUCUCCUCCUCUUCUUCCUCCUCCUCUUCUGAAGCUAGUCAACACCCAACAGUUUACUCACCAUAAUCAUCAUCAUCAUCAUCACACCAAACCAUAACUGUCACACAACACAUGAUGACACGGGACAAACAUGAUGGAUAGUGGUGUGUCUGUCGGUGGUUGUCCUGGUUAGGGUCCAGAGUUUCCUGUGUGACAAUCGCUGGGGACGGCUGUUCUAUUGCUAGGAGACGUGAGCGUCAGUGAUAGGAUUGUAAAUAGUUGUCUGUUGGUUAGUGAUUUGGUGUGACGUAGCCAGCAGUCCUUUCUCCUUUAUCCUCACCCUCUCUUACCUCACCUCUCUUCUAUAACCUUCGCCCCUCACCUCACCCUCUCAUUACAAACUUUAUUACGCCCCCCCUCUCCCCUCCUCUCUCUCCCCUUCUCCCCCUCUCCCCUCCCCCUCCCUCUCUUCCCCUCUCCGUCUCCUCUCUCUACCCCCACUCCCCCCUGCGUCUCCCCCUCUCUCUUCCUCCUCUCUCUCCCCCCUCCUCUCUCUCCCCUCUCCCCUCUCCUCUCCCCUCUCUCCCCUCCCCUCCUCCCCCUCUCCCCCUACUCCCUCCCUCUCUCCUCCCCUCUCCCUCCCUCUCCCUCCUCUCUCACCCCUCUCCCCUCCUCUCUCUCCCCCUCUCCCCUCCUUCUCUUCCCCUCCUCCCUCUCUCUACUCCUCUCUCUCCUCUCUCUUCCCCUCUCCCCUACUCUCUCUCUCCCUUCUCUUCCCCCUCUCUUCCCCUUCCUUCUCUAACCACCACUCUGCCAAUCAUGGCCUCUUUACCACUUAACGCCAGCCAUGUGUUCAACUACUGCUAACACACUCCUCUACACCACCACUCCUCUACCCACUACCCAAACACCACAGAUCGAACACACACUUAACACUGAACCAGGCCUAUUAGGUUUAGUAAGGUAUGCCUGAAAUCUAUUCCUACCAAAACCACACAGAACUCCUAGACAAGGAAACAACAGUAGUUUGUAUGUGUAUAUUGGUUGUUUGUACCUAAAUAAUGUGUACAGGACUGAGGUGGCUUAGAGUAUAUACUGUAGAGCCAUAUAGGAAACCUACUAGAGUAUAACUGGGUAUAUAACUGGAUAUUUAGCAUGUAGAGUUGGUUAAAGAGGUCCCUCUGACUCUGCUGUAGUAGGCCCUCUGGACAGACUAGCAUUUCUAUUGAGUUCCCUUCUAGCUGGACAAAAUGUCAGUAGCGGAAAAAGAGUGGAAAGAACAUUCCAAUGGCGAGUGGUCAGUUUUGUCUCAUUCCCUCAGCCUCCCUUUUCCUUUCUCCCUCACUCCCUCACUCUCUGUCUCUCUGUCUUGGCCUGAAUCAGACUGUAAUUGAACCCACAUGCCUGGCUUCCUGCCAUCUCUACCCUUCUCUCCUUGCGCUCCCUCUCUCCUUGUGCUCUUUCUUUCUUUCUUUCUUUCUUUCUUUCUUUCUCUCUUUCUCCGUCUCCCUCUCCUUCUUCCUUUCACAUUCUCCAGGGUGCACUCCGGGGUGUUCUCUUUCCUUUUCCUAUUUGUCAUUCCACCCUUUUCCUCUGAAUGUUGCUCUCUGUUUUUCAACUAAAUUAUAUCCAUGAAGUGUUUUCUCUGCCCACUCUCUGAGAUGCUAUCAAUACACGUUCUCCAGAUGCUUCCUAUCCCCUGCUCUAGCAGUUUAGAGACUCCUAUUGGCUCAGGUCUGUGAGUUCUGCCCGGAGACAGAACUCUAGUCUAGAGCAGGUGAAGGUUAUUAGUUAUGCAUGUACUUCCAUUGAACUGAACUUGGGGUGGAAUCAGGACAAUAAUGUAACUGUUUGGCUGACUCAGUGGUUUCCAUCACACUGCAAUACAACCAGAACGGUUAAUGCUUCUUAGCAUGACUGUGAAAUCUGUAGGCCUAUUCGUUUUAAUAACAUGCGUACAUGUCUGGUGUUCUUCUUAUUAGUUUUAAACAUUAAGUUAAAUACUACUGUUUUCCAUUUAAGCAGCAGUGGAAGUUGUUGAGGUUGCCUUUAUUUUGUGUGAGUAAAAAGGCCUUUGUUUCAUAAGGAGGUUGUUGUCUCUGUGGGUCUUUGUUAAUGAGCAAUACAUUGAAACAUCACUCCCUCCCGCCUCCCCUUUCCUCAGCUCUACAGUAACACUGUUCCCUACUGUACUGCAUCACCUCACUCUCUGACACGCGCACACACACACACACACACACACACACUGUCGCCAUAUGUCUAUGGAGAUAGACAGUAGUGGGGGUAUAGGAUAGGAGGAUGUGGAGAUAUACAGUGCAUUCGGGAAGUAUUCAGACACCUUACAGCCUUAUUCUAAAAUUGAUUCACAGAAGACAAGAUGAACUGCUGUUGAUGCUAGCUGGCAAGCUGUUUCAAUGUAGCUAUUAGCUACAAAGAAUAUUGCCUAGUCAGACCAUUAUUACUGUUCCAGCUGGCUGAUAGGCGUUAUUAGGUAGGUCAUGUUAAAGAGAGUGGUAUAGAAGUGCAGUACCUGAAAAGCAGGAGGAGGUAUAGAGGUAGAUAGUUCAACAGUAGUAUACACACAUCUGAUAAUGACUUUGAAUUGCAGGGUGCAAUACCGUCACACACAUUGAAGGCUCCCUCAGUUUAUUGAGUGCAGUUCUUUGACCCAAAGGUCCUCAUGAUGACAUAGAGGUAGGGAAUCUAAAAAGCAGAAGGCAGAGAUAGGAAAGGAAAUUGGAGCACCUGAACAGCUGAGGUUGAGAGGCCUGUCAUAACCUGUCCCAAGCAGUGAUGAGAGAUGAGAGUUUUCAGGUCACAUCAAGAAAGGAAGAUGGGAAGGAAUGUGCAUGGAGGAGUGUUCUGAGGGUAGGAAGGGGGGAUGGAAGGAAGAAAGAAAGGAGAAGUGGAGAAGAUGGUUGUCAGUCUUGGCCUUUACUCAAAACGUCUCACCACAUUGAGAGAUGGGAGGAUGAGAUACGGCCGCUCUGAUUGGUGGGAGCGAUAUCAGCCUUCUAUUGUCACUGGAGGAGAGGGGAUUUUACAGCUCUAUGAUUGGCUGUUUUUUGCUGGCCUUGGGGGCUUUUCCUCAAAGGCAAGUGCUGAUAGCCAUUAAAGAGCUUUAUAGGCAAUAAUUACAGACUAGCUACAGAUACAGGUAUUUUGUAUAAUAAUAAUGACUAGAGAUCCUGGUUCGAAUCCAUGCUCUGUCGUAGCCGGCCGCGACCGGGAGACCCAUGGGGCGGCGCACAAUUGGCCCAGCGUCGUCCAGGGUAGGGGAGGGAAUGGCCGGCAGGGAUGUAGCUCAGUUGGUAGAGCAUGGCGUUUGCAACGCCAGGGUUGUGGGUUCGAUUCCCACGGGGGGCCAGUAUGAAAAAUAAAUAAAAUAAUAUUAAUAAAUAAUGUAUGCACUCACUAACUGUAAGUCGCUCUGGAUAAGAGCGUCUGCUAAAUGACUAAAAUGUAAAUGUAUAUGGUGUAAUAACUAGACGGUGUGACGACUAGAUGGUAUCAUGUCUGUGUCUGUCUGUGCUCUUACCCUCAAGUCUGUGUUUCGCAUGUCUUUUGUCAGUCUAUCAUUAACAUCCAUAUCUCUCUCCCCUCCUCCCCCCUCUCACCCUCUUACAGCACUUCACAGACCUCCUGGAUGACUUUUCCCAGGAUGCUUUGCUGGGCCAGCUGCUGAGCGACCCCUUCCUGUCCGGCCGGGAAGGAGAGGCCAUGGAUGAGGGGGAGGAUUUUACCCCGUCCUCUCCGCUGCCACCCCACAUCCAGGCGGAGCACUCCUACUCCCUGUGUGGGGACUCCCGGCCCCAGUCGCCCCUCUCACAUCUGCCUGGGGAGCAGGGGAGUGAUGCAGGUGAGCGGGGGAGAGAAACGAGGAGAGGGGGAGGACAGAGUGAGGAAAGAGGGGAGGGUUUUGGGCCUCAGUGACAGUUGUAGAUAACAUGCCGUAUUGUAAUGUGUAGGCUAUCUAUGGUAUCAAUAACAAAAGAGGGUGGCAAUACAGAGAUAUGUGGAGAUAUGUACAUUCAGUGCCGCACAAUACACAAACAGUACAUGCAGUAUCUAAGUGACAGUGUUGAUGCUGAUGUGUCGUGUCUCUUUCUCUCUAUCAGAGUCAGACGGUGAGGAUUGGCCCGUGGAGCAGGAGGAACAGAUGGAGGUGCUGCUGUGUGACCCUCCAGCCUUGCUGCCCACCCUAACCCUCUCCCUAGCACCCGAGGGCCACAUCACUGAGGCCCCCGACCCACCCGACCCUAGCCCCAAGCCCAACCCACAGACGGCCACACAGGGCAAGGCCAGCAAGGUAAGGAGACGUCUAGAAUCACAGCACAUGCAGACAGGCCCACAUGCACUCACAAAUAGUGCGGCAGGUAGCUUAGUGGUUAAGAGCGUUGUGCCAGUAACCGAAAGGUCGCUGGUUCUAAUCCCCGAGCCGACUAGGUGAAACAUCUGUCGAUGUGCCCUUGAGCAAGGCACUUAACCCUAAUUGCUCCUGUAAGUCGCUCUGGAUAAGAGCGUCUGCUAAACGACUAAAAUGUAAAUGUAAAAUACACACACAAAUGUAUGCACACGUGUAACGGCUAUUUCUGCUGUCUGAUUGUCUAGGUGAAAGAGGUUGGUGAGAUCCAGAUCAAACUGGAGCCUCAUGAGGUGGACCAGUUCCUCAACUUGUCUCCUGAAGGUGAGACCUGACACACACCAUAUCGUACUGUCACACUACUCAUAACCUCUCUGUAUGUAGUCCUGGGUCAAAUACACGUGUCAAAUACUGUGCUAACUCUUUCCACCUCAUUAAAUAAUAUAAUAAAUGCCAUUUAGCAGACGCUUUUAUCCAUACGUGCAUACAUUUUGAAGAUACAUUUUGAAGAUAAAUCAAGCACACUUUAAGUAUUUGACAAUGUAUAGGUAUGUACAAAAUAUUAUAAAAAAUACAAAUGCAACAUGUAAAGUGUUGGUCCCAUGUUUCAUGAGCUGAAAUUAAAGAUCCCAGAAAUGUUCCAUACGCACAAAAAUGUUGUGCACAAAUUUGUUUAAAUCCCUGUUAGUGAGCAGUUCUCCUUUGCCAAGAUAAUCCAUCCACCUGACAGGUGUGGCAUAUCAAGAAGCUGAUUAAACAGCAUGAUCAUUACACAGGUGCACCUUGUGCUGGGGACAAUAAAAAGCCACUCUAAAUGUGCAGUUUUGUCACACAACACAGAUGACUCAAGUUUUGAAGGAGCGUGCAAUUGUCAUGCUGACUACAGGAAUUUCCACCAGAGCUGUUGCCAGAGAACUGAAUGUUCAUUUCUCUACCAAAAGAUGCCUCCAACGUUGUUUUAGAGAAUUUGGCAGUACAUCCAACCGGCCUCACAACUGCAGACCAAUGUGUAUGGCAUUGUGUGGGCGAGCGGUUUGCUGAUGUCAACGUUGUGAACAGAGUGCCCCAUGGUGGCGGUGGGGUUGUGGUAUGUGCAGGCAUAAGCUACGGACAAUGAACACAAUUGCAUUUUAUUGAUGGCAGUUUUAAUGGACCGUGAUGAGAUCCUGAGGCCCAUUGUCGUGCCAUUCAUCCACCGCCAUCACCUCAUGUUUCAACAUGAUAAUGCACAAGGAUCUGUACACAAUUCCUGGAAGCUGAAAAUGUCCCAGUUCUUCCAUUGCCUGCAUAUUCACCAGACAGUCACCUAUUGAGUGUGUUUGGGAUGCUCUGGAUCGCCGUGUACGACAGCAUGUUCCAGUUCCAGCCAAUAUCCAGCAACUUCACACAGCCAUUGAAGAGGAGUGGGACAACAUUCCACAGGCCACAAUCAACAGGCUGAUCAACUCUAUGCGAAGGAGAUGUGUCGCGCUGCAUGAGGCAAAUGGUGGUCACACCAGAUACUGACUGGUUUUCUGAUCCACGCCCCUACUUAAAAAUAAAAAAAAGUUAUCUGUGACCAAUAGAUGCAUAUCUGUAUUCCCAGUCAUGUGAAAUCCAGAGAUUAGGGGCUAAUUAAUUUAUUUCAAUUUGACUGAUUUCCUUAUAUGAACUGUAACUCAGUAAAAUCUUUGAAGUUGUUGCAUGUUGCAUUUAUAUUUUUGUUCAGUAUAGUUACUAUGCAGGCAGAUCAGUGUUGUGCUGCUCUGAGGACCCGUUCUGGCCACUGAUGGAUGAUGAUGACAUUAAGUACAAUCCAAUGUGUAAGGUCUGUAAAUGUUAGUGUUGAUGAUCUCUAGAGAUGUUUGUAAGUGUGUAACCUGUGUGUGUGUUUCCCCUCACCAGGUCUGGAGUCUCUGCAGAUGCCCCCCACCCCUCCCUCCUCCCACAGCAGUGACUCAGAUGGCAGUCAGAGCCCGGUACAUGCCAGCACCCCCCAGAGCCCCUCCACCCCCUCCUCUCCCCUUAGCCCUUCGCCCUCUCAGGCUGGCCUCAAGGUGUCUCUGCGCACACCCUCCUCCCUCUCCAACUCCCCUCUUCUCACCGCCCCACACGUAAGUACAACACAGACUGGGACCAGGGAUUCACUGAAAAGAUACAGGGACCCUAUUGGCAUAAUAUGAAUCAUUCCUACCUUCCUUCAGGUAAUUACUGAUCUGAGAGAGAUUGGAUAAGUUAAUGCAAGGUUAUUACCCUAUUGUGUUCACCAAUCCAACCUGGUCAGAUCAGUGACAACCUCAAGAAACGGAAGGAAUGAGCAAUGGAACUAUUCAGAUAACAGAUACAGGGAAGUCACUGAAAUAAGAUACAGUAUGUCAGUUUAUCAGAUGGGCUCUUAUGACACCUCCUCUCUCCUCUUCCCCCCUCCUCCUCCUCCCCCUGUAGAAGCUGCAGGGCUCUGGCCCUCUCCUGCUGACAGAGGAAGAGAGGAGAACCCUGGUUGCCGAGGGUUAUCCUGUUCCCACCAAGCUGCCCCUGUCCAAGGCGGAGGAGAAAGCCCUGAAGAAGAUACGUAGGAAGAUAAAGAACAAGGUGGGAAGAAUUCCAUAUGUGUUAUUUAAUAGUUUUGAUGUCUUCACUAUUAUUCUACAAUGUAGAACAUAGUCAAAAUAAAGAAAAACCCUUGAAUGAGUAGGUGUGUCCGAAGGUUUGGACACACUACCAGUCAAAAGUUUGGAUACACCUACUCAUUCAAGGGUUUUUCUUUAUUUUUACUAUUUUUUUACAUUGUAGAAUAGUAGUGAAGACACCAAAACUAUUACAUAACACAUAUGGAAUCAUGUAGUAACCAAAAAAGUGUUAAACAAAUAAAAAUAUAUUUUAUAUUUGAGAUUCUUCAAAUAGCCACCCUUUGCCUUGAUGACAGCUUUACAUGGUGGUGGCAGCAUCAUGCUGUGGGGAUGUUUUUCAUCGGCAGGGACUGGGAAACUGGUCAGAAUUGAAAGAAUGAUGGAUGGCGCUAAAUACAGGGAAAUUCUUGAGGGAAACCUGUUUCAGUCAUCCAGAGAUUUGAGACUGGGACGGAGGUUCACCUUCCAGCAGGACAAUGACUCUAAGCAUACUGCUAAAGAAACGCUUGAGUGGUUUAAGGGGAAACAUUUAAAUGUAUUGGAAUGGCCAAGUCAAAGCCCAGACCUCAAUCCAAUUGAGAAUCUGUGGUAUGACUUAAAGAUUGCUGUACACCAGCGGAACCCAUCCAACUUGAAGGAGCUGGAGCAGUUUUGCCUUGAAUAAUGGGCAAAAUCCCAGUGGCUAGAUGUGCCAAGCUUACAGAGACAUACCCCAAUUGACUUGCAGCUGUAAUUGCUGCAAGAGGUGGCUCUACAAAGUAUUGACUUUGGGGGGGGGUGAAUAGUUAUGCACGCUCAAGUUUUUUGUUUUUUUGUCUUAUUUCUUGUUUGAUUCACAAUCAAAAAUAUUUUGCAUCUUCAAAGUGGUAGGCAUGUUGUAUAAAUCUAAUGAUACAAACCCCCCAAAAUAGCAAUUUUAAUUCCUGGUUGUAAGGCAACAAAAUAGGAAAAAUGCCAAGGGAGGUGAAUACUUUCGCAAGCCACUGUGUAUAUAUAUAUAUAUAUAUAUAUCGCUUUCUAUUUCCUCCUGUGCCAGAAAUGUAAUAACACACUUCAAAUUGAUACAUUGAUGUCACUGUACUCACUUCCGUGAGCCAUAGCUUGGCGUAAUUUCGACAUCCUUUCUUUCAGAUCUCUGCUCAAGAGAGCCGCAGAAAGAAGAAAGAGUACAUGGACGCCCUGGAGAAGAAGUGAGUCUUUCAUGAUGUGCUCAUUCAAUUAGAAAUCAAAUGGAUUUUUCUAUUUCUUUGGUAAUUAAUUAGCCGCAUUAUCAAUGAUAUAGAUAAUGACUUUAUUAUGACAAUGACAAUUCAUCCACAAAUCUCAAAGUGCUUUUACAGGCAUACAGUAGUAACUGCUGUCAAAGCAUUGUCUCCCCUACUUAUUACGCCUACCCGUCACUGACCUUGUAAUUCCCCUCUUUGUCCACAGGGUGGAGAACUGCUCCAAUGAGAACAGCGAGCUGCGCAGGAAAGUGGAGAAUCUGGAGUGUACCAACAAGUAAGAGACAUACAUUACAUAGUGCUCUGGGGGACGUUUUGUGCUUCAUCCUUUCCUACAUUAUUAAUCCAACCUUGUAAAAUUAGCACACAGUUCACUGAGUCGAACGGAUCGUUAAGGUUUUUUUUUUUUUAUGUGUGUGUGCACGAAUGCACACACUGUUACAUUGUCUGUGAAGUCAUAUGUUAGCCCAGUGAAGUGUGUGUGUGUGUGUGUGAAUGAGUGCGUGUGUUUUGUCUUCAGCAGGGUGUGUGUGUUUGUGAGUGAGUCUAUGACUAAGCUCUGACCCCAUCUUUACCUUCUUCUCCCUCUCCCCUCGUCCCCUCGUCCCCUCUUCCUAGGACUCUAAUACAACAGCUGCUCUCUCUGCAGGCAGUGGUGGCAGGGAAGGUUCCCCGCUCCUGCAAAGUCACUGGCACCCAGACCUCCUCCUGCCUCAUGGUGAGACUCCCCAACACAACGCUCAGCCCUGUGUGUGUUUGUGCUUGCGUGUGCGUUGUGUGUGUGUGUGUGUGCGCGAGCAUUUUUGUUUCAUAUUGAUUGGAUACCCUUUUGUUUUUCAUUUUAUAUAACUCCCGCAUGCUCUGUGUGUCAGCUGUUGUGGGCUAUCUUGUCCUUUUCAUGUAAAUGCUUGACUGUGGCGCCUAAUGACAUAUAUUAGGUGUGUGUGUGUGUGUGUGUGUCUAGGUGGUGGUGCUGUGUUUCGCUGUGUUCCUAGGGAGUUUCUACCCCAGCCUGGGUCCCUGCUCCUCCAUCACAGAGACUGGCCUCUCCAGAGACAUGGCCAUGCAGGAGUCUUACACUGCUACAGGUGCUGUGUACACACACACGCACGCACACACACACAGUCAUACAUUGCACAUUCAUGUUUCACGGAUUAAUGCUGAUAUUUUUGACGUGUGUGUGUGUGAGGCAUUAGCUCUGAAUCUCUGAGUGCUGAGGGACUAGCAGUGUUCUGUAAUCCUACCAGUCAUACACACACACACACACACACACCUUUGGAGUGUUUUGGCCUGGCCUCCUGGAAGAGUGUACACUUGAAUUUCAUUAUUUCCCAUUCAGAGGGACUAUCAUUAGUAUGAUUAAACAGCAAUGCAGCCAUUUUAUGAUGAUUGAUCUUUGCUCCCCCUACCGCUCUUCUCCCUCCCACACACAGCCUGUUUGCCACAGAGCCCAGUAUUAGUGUUGCUGGCAGUCCGCCCUAGAACAAUCUGAAUGUAGUAUGUGUACAGAGCAAGGUUUACUGUUGGUAGGGUUAGUUUUAUGUUUAAUCCAUUUCAUAAGACUUCAUUUGUAAAUCUUGUUAAGAGGGUUACAGGGUUGUAGGAUUGCAUUAGUAGGAGACUUGAUCAUAUCAAAGGAUUAUACCGUCCCUAAAAACCAAAAGACAUUUCAACAAAGAAAGAUGUAAAAGAUUAAGAUGGUACUCAAUGACAUGCCUUUCUCCUUCGUGGACAUGAUGUGAUCAGAUAGGUGAUGUUUUUUACCCGUGAUCCUUCACAGUGAAGUCCAGGAGCCUGCUGUCCUAUGAGGAGAGAGGGCUGGAUGAGCCACACCUUCUGGGUCUGGGUGGGGACUAUCCUGACCAAUUGGAGAGGCCCACAGUUGUCAUGGCAGUGUGGCGCUCUGAGAAAAAGCAGCAGAAAGGAGAGGAGUCACACAGUGCUGAGACACGCCCACCUUUCAGCAACAGCAGUGAUACGAAUACACAGAAACCCCUGCUAUUAGACCUGCACAGGUAACAGACACACACACGUACUCACGCACACACACACACUUAUGGCAGGCGAUGAUAUCAGAGACUGUUUGAGACAGAAAAACUGUUUUUGACAGGAUUUGGGGUAUUGAUGUCAGUAAAAGUUUAGUACUGUAGUUUCUUAUUUGUUAGUCUCUCUUCUGUCCCAGGUCUCUGGAGCAGAGGGGGAACGACAGCAGUAAAAUCAUAGAGCUGGAGAGGACAGUCAAUGAGACAUCAUAGGGUCUACCUCUGACCCCUCACCCCUGACCUUUGACCUUCCCUCUGCAGGAGCAGGAGACGGAGGCUCUCUGUAUUUAUAGAAUCUUUUUGGAUAUCUUUAUUAUUUUAUCGUAUGUAGUUGUUCUUUUAUAUUGUGUUUUUAUUCCAUUCCAAUAGUACACCACCUUUUGAUAUAUUUUUGUGUUCAUACUUUGUUUUUAUUUAGCCUUUAUUUGUUUUACUUCUUUAUAUAUGUUAUGACAUGCUUUGCUUUAGGCAUUAUGCUCUGUUAUAUUUGAGUGAGUGGUAUUUUUUUCCAGUAUUUCUAUGGUGAUAUUCCCCUUCAUGUGAUGGUGGUGCUAUGAGAGUGGGCCCUGUAGCUCUUUGAAUACCCUGCUGAUGUCUUCACAGUAAUAAUAUCAAAUGCUCUUUUCUUUCCAUAUUGGUUUCC
Coregonus sp. 'balchen' is the source of this 17162-nucleotide messenger RNA. The record is from the annotation of a GenBank genome assembly. NCBI's taxonomy places the organism in Eukaryota, Metazoa, Chordata, Actinopteri, Salmoniformes, Salmonidae.